AUGAGUAAGAGGGUGGCAAAAGAUCCACACGUUCAUACACUGCCCUUUCCUAUUUACUUCACCGCAAGUUAUAUUUAUGUAAAUUUGGCGUUUAUAUACGAUCUUGGUGAAGUAAAAAUCGCUAAGAACAAAAGCCUAAAAAAUGCUCAUGUUCGUAUGAAACCCCUUAUAAUGUUUUUGGGCGAAGGCAGAUCCUUAUUUAUUUCAAUCCAUUUCAGCUACAUCGAUCCACUAAGACCGGGCCGUGUGUUUCAUGAGCAUGUAAAUCAACCAACACAAGCUGCCCUAGGGAUCACAUCAAAUUUUAUGAAUCCGAGUCCCGCGUCGCCGAACUGCCUCAAUAAGUGCUUUGCAAGAUCUUGCCCAAUUCUACAAUCACAAUCCGGUACACAUGAUAACAAUGGGAUAUGUAGAAAAAGCAGAAGACUAGGGAUGUAA
Molecule: messenger RNA, 438 nt
Organism: Lobosporangium transversale
Lineage: Eukaryota; Fungi; Mortierellomycota; Mortierellomycetes; Mortierellales; Mortierellaceae
Exons: 3
Coding region: 1-438 (145 amino acids)
Source: RefSeq, a predicted model, not a curated record